AUGUUUCUUACGGAAAUCAGCGUCGUUGUCAGCAUGCUGAUGUUUAUAUGCACAGUCAGCGUCCAUAUAGAGUGUAGAAGCAUUGACCUCGACAACUGGGAGGACAUUUCCAAGGAAUUGACUACAGUGCCGCAGCAGAAGGGCAGCAACGAAAGCCUCGACAUUGAGGUGUUCGAGCAUAUAAGAGACACAAAGCAUCAGUCGUCUGAACUUAGUGAGUUCGAAAUCGACUAUAGCAAAAUGCGUGUCUACACGGUUGGCGUCCUAAUGGCAUCUCAUUUGGAUUCACCAUUUGACUUGGAACGUUGCGGCCCAGCAGUAGAUUUGGCUUUAGACCAAAUUAAUAAACGAUUUUUAAAGCCGCACAACGUCAUGCUUAAAAAGAAGCAAGCCAGCUACCCAUCGUGCUCGGGGGCCAAGGCGCCGGGACUGGCAGCUGAUAUGCAUUUCAAGGACGAUGUCAUUGCUUUCAUUGGACCCGCGUGUGCAUUCGCCUUGGAGCCAGUUGCACGUUUGGCUGCCUAUUGGAAUACGCCCAUUAUAACGGGCAUGGGCGAUCAGCCACCUUCGGAAGGCGAGUUGACGGUCACUUCUGGCAUAUUAGGUCGGAUUCACAAGUGGAAAAACGAGAGCACGGGCGUGUUUAAAGACAAAUCGAACUACCCUACGCUGACCCGCAUGUCAUACUGCCAGUGUCGUCUCAAGUUGGUCUUUGCCAGCAUUUUCCGGCAGUUCAAGUGGAAGCAUGUCGCCCUGCUGGUCGACCGUUCCGACCUCUUCUCGUUGACGGUCGGCAAGAAUCUGGAAUAUGGACUACGCCAGGAGGGCUUGCUGAGCUUCGUCCGCGAGUUGAAUGGCAACGAGGAGGAAAUCUAUGAGAACUAUCUUAAGGAUGCCAGCAUGUAUGCAAGAGUCGUAAUACUAUCGGUUCGAGGAGUAUUAGUUCGAAAGUUCAUGCUGGCAGCACACAGUCUUGGUAUGACAAAUGGCGAGUGGGUAUUUCUGGAUGUGGAAAUAUUUCAGAGCUCCUACUGGGGCGAUCAUGACUGGGAAAUGGGCGAUGAGAAUGAUAAGAAGGCUCGGAAAGCCUAUGAAGCUUUGCUGCGUGUGUCCCUGUUGCAGCCGACAAGCCCAACUUUCCAGGAUUUUGCUGAGCAUGUCCGUGAGAUGGCCAAGAAGUACAAUUAUACAUUUGGAGAGGGCGAGGAGGUAAACUUUUUCAUCGGUGCUUUCUACGAUGGCGUCUAUUUGCUGGGCAUGGCGCUCAAUGAGACGUUGACCGAAGGCGGCGAUAUACGUGAUGGCGUUAAUAUAACGAGACGAAUGUGGAACAGAACUUUCAAUGGCAUUACCGGUCAUGUUCGUAUUGACGAUAAUGGUGAUCGGGAUGCAGAUUAUUCGAUUCUGGAUUUGGAUCCCAUAAAUGGAAAGUUUUCAGUGGUGGCGCACUAUUAUGGUCUGCAUAGGGAAUAUGCCGCUGUGCAUGGAAAGAAGAUUCAUUGGCCUGGGGGACGGGAGGAGUCACCUCCUGAUGUUCCACCAUGUGGGUAUCUGGGAAACUCUCCAGAUUGUUAUAGCAAUGAGACAACGAUUAUGUAUUCCAUUUUUGGACUGGGUCUAUUUCUUGGGCUAACAUUUCUGGUUAUCUGCCUGCUUCAAAAACAGAUGAAACUUAGCAAGGAGCUCCACAACAUGUCGUGGCGAGUGCGACCCGAGGAUGUUCUAAUCGAAAUGGGUGGCAUGUUUGGCUCCAAAGGCGGCCUGCAACGUCUCGAUGUGGAGAACAUAUCUCUGCAACAGUUCGGCAUACAUUCUGGCCGAGCCUCCAUAGCCAGCUUUGCAUCCCUGCCUCCACAGGUCUUCACCACCAUUGGUCAGUUCAAGGGAGAGCGUGUGGCCAUCAAGAAAGUGAAUGUCAAGAAGGUGGAAGUCACUUCCACGCUGCUGUGGGAGAUCAAGCAAGCACGCGACGUGAGUCACGAGAACACGGUGCGGUUUGUGGGCGCCUGCAUUGAUUUGCCACGCCCUACUGUGCUCAUAUUGACGGAAUAUUGCUCCCGUGGCAGCCUAAAGGAUGUGCUCGAGAACGAGGCCAUUGAACUGGACUGGAAUUUCCGCAUGUCGCUCAUUCACGAUAUUGUCAAGGGCAUGAGUUAUCUCCACAAUAGUGACGUGGAGGCGCAUGGAAAAUUGCGGUCCUGCAACUGUUUAAUAGAUGGGCGAUUCGUCCUCAAGAUAUCAGACUUUGGUCUAAAUACGUUGACCACACCGUCCGAUUUUGUGCGCGAUCAAAACUAUUACAUCAAGCUCUUGUGGAUUGCGCCGGAACUAUUGCCUAUGACUUCGAUUCCUGGCUGUCCGGCUACGCAACGGGGUGAUGUCUACUCGUUCGGCAUCAUACUUGAGGAGAUUGUAAAUCGGGGCGGACCCUAUCAGGAGGCGAGACAGCAAAUGGACGUGCACACAAUUCUCCAUAAGGUGCGUCAGUGUGAGUAUCCACCGUUUCGGCCGCUCAUACGGGAGCGGGAAUGUCCGCCUGACCUGCUGGUUCUGAUGGAAAAGUGCUGGGCCGACAAUCAGGAGGAGCGACCCGCAUUUUCAACAAUUAGAAGCAACAUACGCACCAUUAUGAAAGGAUUCUGUGAGAAUUUAAUGGACGAUCUGCUCAAUCGCAUGGAACAGUAUGCCAAUAAUUUGGAAAGUCUUGUUGAGGAAAAAACCAGACAACUGAGUCUCGAGAAGCAACGCACCGAGGAGUUACUGUAUCAGAUACUGCCCCGGCCAGUGGCUCAACAAUUGAUGGCUGGGGACUUGGUGCAGCCCGAGGAAUUCAGCAGUGUGACCAUAUAUUUUAGUGAUAUCGUGGGCUUCACCGAACUCUGUGCCCGCAGUAGCCCCAUGGAUGUUGUUAGUUUCCUAAAUGAUCUCUACAGCACAUUCGAUCGCAUCAUUGGCUUCUACGAUGUUUAUAAAGUUGAAACUAUUGGGGACGCGUAUCUGGUGGUUUCUGGUCUGCCGGAGCCGAACGGUGACAAGCACGCGCGUGAGAUUGCUCUCAUGGCUUUGGAUAUAUUACAAGCCGUGUCUUCCUUCAACUUGAAGCAUAAGCCCGAAUACAAAAUCCAGAUACGCAUUGGCAUGCAUUCGGGAUCCGUGUGCGCUGGCGUUGUGGGCAAGAAAAUGCCCCAUUAUUGUCUCUUUGGUGAUACUGUAAAUACUGCCUCACGCAUGGAGUCGACGGGAUUGCCAGGCAAAAUUCACGUCUCCUCGGCCACCAAGGAGAUUCUAGACAAGUUCGGCACAUUUGAAUUGGAGUCUCGCGGCGAUGUCGAGCUAAAGGGCAAGGGCACUGUAACCACCUAUUGGCUAAAUAGCACCACCGAAGAAGAUGCGCGUCCACCAACUCCACCAGUUGCAGGCAUCGACGAAGUACCCUUCCCCCUUCUGUUCGCCGGUAUGAGCAAGUAA
This is a messenger RNA of Scaptodrosophila lebanonensis, 3468 nucleotides long. Its product is annotated as atrial natriuretic peptide receptor 1. Gene Ontology annotation, biological process: cGMP biosynthetic process; intracellular signal transduction; receptor guanylyl cyclase signaling pathway. The transcript is spliced from 16 exons. The record is from RefSeq and is a predicted model, not a curated record. The coding region runs from base 1 to 3468 and encodes 1155 amino acids. NCBI's taxonomy places the organism in Eukaryota, Metazoa, Arthropoda, Insecta, Diptera, Drosophilidae. Gene Ontology annotation, cellular component: membrane. Gene Ontology annotation, molecular function: peptide receptor activity; guanylate cyclase activity; protein kinase activity.